AUGACUCAAGAUAACUCUUAUCCUAGCGAAGAUGCUGUCAAAUUUGCCACCUUCGGGCCAAAGAUUGACGCCUACAACAAGGAUGCGGUUGACCAGAUGCAGGCAUUUGAUCCAGAGUUCUACAAAAAAUGUACGGCAGCGAUUCCAUCGGCAGAGGUGCUGGACUCAGAUCCUGUUGAUGCCACCAAAUUCUGGAAUUUGCUGUCGUCCGAGGAACAAAAUAUAGUGGGGAACCUAACUAUUGCCGAUCUCACCCAAAAACAGCUGUCCGGCGAACUCACAGCGCUGCAGAUUACCGAGGCUUAUAUCAAAGCAGCUAUUGUAGCGCAACUUGCUACAAACUGUGUGAUGCAAUUUUUGAUCCCAGAAGCCCUACAAAGAGCAAGGGAGCUUGACCAGUAUUUGAAGGACACCCAGAAACUUGUGGGCCCAUUGCACGGAGUAGUGGUGUCAUUGAAGGAGCACAUGAACUACAAGAAUAAAAUGACUACGGCGUCUUACGUGGCCUACAUGGAUAAUUUCCCAGAAAACGAAGCUGUGUCUAUCACCAUCUUGAACAAAUUGGGUGCCGUCUUCCACACCCGGACGGCGCAGCCUCAAGGUAUCAUGCAUCUGGAUACGUGGAAUAACAUCACCGGAAGAACCAGAAAUCCUCUCUCCACACGUUUGUCGCCAGGCGGGUCCUCCGGUGGUGAAUCCGCGAUUGUGGCUAUGCACGGUUCAGUUGUGGGUCACGGUAGUGAUAUCGGCGGUAGCGUUCGCGCGCCAGCUGCUUUCACUAACUUAUUCGGUUUGAGACCAACCACUAGGCGUUUGUCGUUGAUGAACGGCUUGUCUAGCGGUAAGGGCCAAGAAUCGAUUGUGGCUGUUCAAGGACCUCUGGCAAGAUCUAUUGAUGAAUUAGACAGCUACAUGAAGGCUUAUAUCAACGAGGGAAAGCCAUGGCUAUAUGAUCCUAUGUGCGUCCCAAUCGAAUGGCGCAAAGAACAAUUGCCAGCAAAAAUCAAGAUUGGUGUUCUGUAUGAUGAUAACUUGGUAACUCCCUUCCCUGCUGUUUCGAGAGGUGUUCGUGAGACCGUGGCCAAACUUUCGAAGUGUCCAGACAUCGAGAUCGUUGAGCUAAACCCCACAUGGUACUCUGAGAAAGAAAUGUUCGAUAUUUAUACCGCCAACCUAAAACUAUACACCUGCGAUGGAAACAAAGUGCAGCUAUCCAUGUGGGCCCCAAGCGGCGAGCCAUUAUUGCCUCUCACCAAGCAUUAUAUGAAAUUUGGUGGCGGUGAAGAGCUCUCCGUCUGCGGUAACAAGGAGUUGAAUGGAAUGAGAGAUGCCUUGAGAGUUGAAAUGUUGCAGAAGUACUUUUCAGAUCUUGAUUUCAUACUUUCGCCAACUUACAAUGGGCCAGCUGAGAUUCCAGGCCAGUCGCUCUACUGGGGGUACACGUCCUUCUGGAAUCUAUUGGACUACCCCAACGUUGUGUUCCCAGCAGGAGUUUACCACGAUGUGGAGAAAGAUGCUGUUGUUCCUGAGCUAAAAAAUAACGCUUACGAGAAAAUGGUCUGGUGUGACGACAAGGGAGGUAUCAAAUACAACGCAGAGAGUUACGUUGGGGGUCCCGUUGCCCUUCAGCUCACCGGUAAACGCUAUUGCGAUGAGGAUGUUGUUGCUGCUACUAAGAAGAUUGUAUCAAUCCUAGGUAUUGAAAGACGCUAG
Lachancea dasiensis is the source of this 1713-nucleotide messenger RNA. Lineage: Eukaryota; Fungi; Ascomycota; Saccharomycetes; Saccharomycetales; Saccharomycetaceae. The record is from the annotation of a GenBank genome assembly.